AAGGUGGUCCUUGAAAUUUGCUUAAUGUGAGACUUAAACGACGUGUCCUGAUCAAAGAUAACUCCAAGAUUCCUCACAGUGGUGCUGGAGGCCAGGGCGAUGCCAGGUAAGCUAGUCCAAACAAAUACAUAUAAUCAUAUGCCAAUGUAGCCACAUGAGGCUACACCUUCAAGUGGACAAGACAAUAGAGACAUUGUAUUAUCAAGGUGAGAGCGGAUCAGUUAAAAAUCAAAGACAUCAGUUGGUAGUAAAUUGGGGGCUAAGCCACAGGGGUGAGGGGUGAGAAAGGUUGAGAUCUUCUAGCUGGAUAAGUGCGUCUCUCAGAAUACUCUCAGAAUACAGAUUGACAUAGAUCAUUGCAAGUGCCAAGUGAAGCUUAUUUAAGCCUCUGCCUUAUUGUUUGUUUUUCAUGUUGUAAAUUGAUCCAAAUUGUCUACUUCCUAUUUCAUAGGACAUAGAAAAAAGAAAAUAUAAAUUCCAAGUUUAAAUUUAAUCAAUUCAAUCUAUUGUGUAUUGAAUGCAUGUAGAUGGAAACUUGGACUUCCUCUUUAAACAGGAAGUAGGAGCUUCAGCAGGAGCACUCAGCACAUGAGGUCUAACAGGAGAUCUUCAUUACCUGGUUGGAAGGAUGAGUGAGCGACUGUGCGGGCUGUGUUACAAAAACGUCAGUUACUUAAGGCAACACCUUAAAAUCUACCACACCAUUCCAAACAAAGAAGAGUUCCAGCUUCUGAUGCAAUAUGGAAAUUCACGAACUAGUAAAUCCUUGGAAUGCACAAUAUGUGGGAAGAGAAAUCUCGUCCGCCUUGAUAAACACUUACAAACAGCACACAAAAUUGGUUCAGCAGAGGAGCGAGAACCGAUCAUGAAGCAGGCCAAGAGAGCAGUCAUAGUUAAAGAGCUGGCAGAACUGCGUGAGUCCAACCCUGAUGUGCCCAUUGUAUCCAGCUUGGACUUGGGUGUUACCACUGAACAUGAGAAGUUUGUUCUGCCCAUUGGAGAGAUCAUUGAGGAGGCUGUUUCUGAGGAACUGUCGGAGGAGCCAGAGGGAUCAGAGUUCAGGGAGGAGGAGGAGGCCUUGAGUAUCAGUUCAACACCCACAAACCAUCCUGUGACUGGAAUACAUUGUGCCUUCCAAUGCCCCUCCCCCACACCUCAAGGACAGGAUCGCGUUCAUACCUUGUCCUCCUCCAAUCACCCACAUCAACAAAUUGGUCAACAGUUUUCUUCCACCCCUGUUUCUGGGGCCAAAAACUCUUCUACCAGUCACCAAAUUCCUUCCACCGCCCUAUGUGCAUCCAUGUCUCCGCCUUCACGUGAGACUGUGACUUCUUUUAACCUACCGGAGAACUUGAGUGGCCAUAUUCAUCACUCGACUGGUUCAAUGUCAAGGGACUGCACGUCCAACUGGGAGAAGUUGGAUUCCAGGUUGCAGCAGUUGGAAAAAAAGGUGGAGUGUUUGAUGGAAAUUCAGCAAGAGAAACCCACUCCAUUUAAAGCACCUCUAUCUGUUCAAAACAGUGAGCAUGUCGGCAAGGGAAAGAAGGAUUCUUGUUUCUAUGAAAAGGUUGUUGAAGACUUCUUCAAGUUUCGCCUGGGGCCACGGACUGGACAGAAGGACAGGAGCAAUGCAAGGAGGUCCUCAGGCCAUGCUCUUCACUUUUGCCUCUACAUGGCUGCUGGUCUACCCUCCAAGAUUGUCUCCAGUGACCUAAGAUUCCUGAACCAAAUGGACAAGUUGUGUGGUUGGCCAACAUACCUGGUCCAGAAGGGCUACGAACCUGCAACAAUGAAAAACAUGUUGACCAACGUGACAAUGUUUUUCAAGCACAUUGAAAAGUCCUUCCUGAGUAAAGGCAAGCUCAAACAGAAUGAAUUAAAAACAAUUCUGCACGAGUUGACGAGGAUCCAGGCUGAGAUUCAAAGACUACGGGUUCAUUCUCGGCAAAAGCGGUUGUGUCGUAAAACAGAUGAUCAGCUUCAUGCAGUUCAGCAAAGUGCUUUCAUGACAGCUGCGAGGGAAAACAUUCCUAAAUUGUUUGAACAACUGGAGAGCAGUGGAAAUCAGAAGAAUGAGCAUUCUAAGCUAAUGGGUUACAUCAUGGGCUACCUGUGCAUCCUCACCGGACACAGAUCGGUUGUCCUCACCAACAUGAAGAAGGAAAAUGUGGUCAACUUUGUCUGUUGGAAUCAUGGCAAGAGAUUCCAAGUUCUGAUUGACGACCAGAAAACCAUGCAGUCAUUUGGUCAGGCUGCAUUCAACCUAAAUGAGGAGGAAUUUAGGUGGCUGGAAAACCUUGUCAACUCCAAGUGCUGUCCCCAGGGUCAGACCAGUGAUUAUGUUUUCCACACAACAUUUGGAAAAAAGAUCGCUAAGGCCGAGAACUUCCUUCAUCUGGCUUGGGCAGACUGUGGAAUGAAGGGCACAUUCAUCUUUCCCAAGAUCGAGAGCAGUCUUUCUACUCAAAACAGCCUUCCUCCUGCUCCUCCUCUCACGUCCAGGAGGGAGUUGGAUUUCUUAAGUGAAGAAUCUGCAGUCUCAAAAAUACAUGUCUACACACCUUCAAAGUGUUUUUGUGUAAUUGAGAAGUUGCAGCCAGUAGUUGCUGACUAUUAUCUCAUCAAAGCAAAUCUUUCCAAUGCCCUGCCCAGGCAAGCACCCCUUGCCGACCCAAAGAACAUACCUGCGCACCUGGCUGAGCAGAGCACCAGGUUCCAAGCAGCACAGAAAGUUCAGGAGGAACCAAAUAGUGAGCCUGAGCCCCUCACUGCCAAGACCACAGAUGAGUACCCAACUGAGCAGGUCCCAGGGAAAGUGUCAGCACCCUUGAGCCUCGUGCAGCAGACUCCCAACUGGAUGCUAGAAACACAAGAGAAGGAUGAACAAACCCCUUCGAGACUGGACCCAGGGUGUGUUCCAGAUCCUAUGAUCCAGGAGACAACAGAGUUGGUACCAGAAAUGCCUGAAGACCAGAUGCCACAAACCCAAGCAGAGGAGGUGCAGAAGCCCUAGUCAGGCAGGACCUGGCAUGUGCUCAAAAACCCAUCAUGCAGGUUGAUACCAAGAACGCCAUCAGAGGAGGUGUUUAGGGCAUGUUCCUUGUUACAAGACAGUAAAACACAGUGCCCCAAAGAUGUGAUUAGCUCUGGUUGGGAAUAAUCAUGUUUAAGAGUUUUAGAGUAAUAUGUUCAUUUAUCUUUAAAAGGAGAAAGAAUGCUGACGCUUUGAUUUAUUUAAUUUUUUUGUUUAUAAUUUACAGUUUCUCUUUUUGUUAAAUUGCAAGUUGGUCUAGGUAGUCUGUUACACACACACUUGCUCACACGCACAAGCACACAGGCGCACAUGCACAGACAUGCACACACACAUUUUACUUUUAAUUAUAAUGUAAAUUUUACUUAAAAAAUAUAUCUCAGCAGGAUUAUUCAAGUAAAUUUUUCCAAGACCAGUCUACAUGCUUGUGUUUGCCUCUUAUUUGAGCCUUUUCUUUAUAGUUCUGCUCAUUCUCACUCUCAAGUAAAUGUAAUGAUGAGUUGUCAAGACCCUCUGCUCUUUAAAUUGUUAUAUAUUGGAAUAGCCAUAGAUGAGCAACUGAAAGUACUUCAAAGGCUAAUAUGUAAAGGAUGAAGGGAGAGAGCAGGCUGAUUCCAAGUACCAACAGACACUUGUAGAUGCUGUAUAACUCUAGCUACCAGUAAUGAUGAGUUGUUGAUAAACCAAAUAAUUCAAAAUUCUCAUUUUAUGAAUUAGAUGAAUGACAUUGUGGAUGUAUUUCAAUGGCUGUUGUUUCAAAGUCAGAUUGACCUAAUGAGCUUAUUUAAAGUACCCAUGGAAGCUUGUAGAUGUUUGCAUCAACAACAGGUGACUGCAACACUAUAGGGUUAUACAAUUUGUAGUUAUUCAAGGAUGAAAAAUGUUCAUAUUCUCAUCUAUUGAGUUAUCCAUUUUUCCAAAAGUGGAAUAACUUCAAAAGUUGACAUUUUAAACACAGAUGGAGAAAGCAGUCUGAUUCCAAUUACCAAAGGAAGCCUGUAGAUUGCUGUUUCAAUAACAGGUGGCAGCAUCACUCCAAGUGAAAGUAUCGACGAGGUAUUGAGGAACCAAAUGAUUCCAGAUUCUCAUCUUUUAAGUGAGCCAUAGAUUCAAAUCUGGAGUCAUUUUGAAAGCCUAUAUUUAGGCUGAGUACCACUGGAAGCUUUUAGAGUGCUUUAUCACAUACAGGUGAGUACACCACUCUAGGUAAAUGUGUUGAUGACUUAGUAAGGCACCUAAUGAUUCCAGAUUUAAAUCUAUUGAAUGCACUAAAUAUGCAAAUCUGAAAAUAAAUUAAAAGCUAGCUAUGUAAAGACAGAGGGUGAGAGUGGUCU
Molecule: messenger RNA, 4365 nt
Organism: Micropterus salmoides (largemouth bass)
Lineage: Eukaryota; Metazoa; Chordata; Actinopteri; Centrarchiformes; Centrarchidae
Exons: 12
Coding region: 629-3013 (794 amino acids)
Source: RefSeq, a predicted model, not a curated record